Molecule: messenger RNA, 1808 nt
Organism: Suillus paluster
Lineage: Eukaryota; Fungi; Basidiomycota; Agaricomycetes; Boletales; Suillaceae
Exons: 2
Coding region: 393-1748 (451 amino acids)
Source: RefSeq, a predicted model, not a curated record
AAACAGUUCAAAUUGUUCAGCUUACAAAAUGCUAGUACUACUGGUAAUCGAUCAAGCAAGCAGUAUAUAUCCUUUAGAUGGAACUAUGGAUUGACUAGACCUCAUUCGUCAUACUACAUGGGCUGUGGCGGAUACCGAGUUGCAACGCCCGCCAAACCCUCAGCGCCACAAAGUCUCUACCGUAGGCUUGCCUAACUGCAGCUCACCAGCUAAGCUACUAACAGUAGACUGUGCAUCACGUCACCGUUCAGUUGUAGUGCGGAUGUCUCAGGUUCGUCAUUACGAUUCUGACCAGCAACUUAACAUCGUUAGCUUCUCGCAUUCCAACUCUCAUCAUUCUAGCAUAACAACAACACCUUCGUGCACAUACUUUAUUCAACUUCUCUUCAUCAAUGGCUUUUGAAAUACAGCAACUCCUCACAUCUGGCAGGAUCCAGAAGUGCGGCUUCACUCCCUUGUAUUCCCCCUAUGAAUCCAGCGUCUCCGACGCUGAAGUCAUGUCUCCUUUCUCUGUCAUCGCCCAAGACAUUUCACCAGACACCUCCCACUUUUCAGUAGACUCCAACAAUUCGUCUACUCAGAAAUCUAAGCGCAGGCGCAAUCGGCGUGGUCACUUUUCUAGGCGCAGACGCUCUUCCAAACGGAAGGCGGCCGUGAACUCCCAAGAUGUCAGUGCUUUUGCUGACUCUUUGAAUCUGGAAGGUCUUGCCAGCCUUUCCUCCAACUGGCUCAAUCUGUCCUUUCCGGACCGCACUCCUGGCUACGCGGACUAUUUUGUGAAUUACUGGCGGCACGCAGUAGCAGUGCAGAAGGACCUUUUCAUGGAUAAUUUCACUCGCAUCAUGGCAGUGGUCCAUGAGGAUUUAUGGGCUGGCUCAGCCGUCCGCUCGACUCAGCCCACGGUGCAAGGCAAUGAGGCGCCUUCCAGAUGCAUCCAAUACGAAGACGAUCUAUUUGCAGUUACUUGUCCAUGGGACAAUGAUGACUGGAAUCGCCUAGACGACUGGAGGCGGGGAGAUGACGAAGUUCAUAUCCCGACCGACGAUCAGCGUAAUUAUGGAGCCAUUGGCCAACCAUUGGUAUAUCCGCAGCGCAACAUGGGCACCAAUUUCGAGAUCGUGGCACCAAAGCCUUUCCGCGCAUGGUACGAGCCAAGAAGCUGGCUGGCCCAUCCACCUGUCGCUCCUGAACCAGUAACCAGUCCCAAAGCGGGUUCUCUCAAAGUGUCUGUGGAGCCCGAAUCACCAGGCGUGGUGCAUGACAUCCCUCUGUACCAUCUUCCGGAUUUCCACAUCGACGUCAUUUUUGCAGGCCCACGGGCUCUUCAAAUAGAGAGGAACGCUAGUCAUUCCUCUACGACCACGGGAUAUGCGGAGUCGGUCACCCUCUGCGACUCGGAGGAUAUGACUAAAUACACGUCAUCCUCCCAACACAGCGCAUCUCCUUCGUCCUACUUAUCCGCGGUUGCUGCCUCUAUCAUGCCACCCCCUGGCGGGUAUGCAUCUCCUUCGUCCUACUUAUCCGCGGUUGCUGCCUCUAUUAUGCCACCCCCUGGCGGGUAUGCGUCUCCUCCGCGCGACAAUUAUCCUGAUCAUACCAUUUGUAAAACUGAGAAGGCCGUUCGUCUUGAAAGACAAUAUUCGAGACAGCAGAAGAUGUCCCGGUUUUCAUGUAUGUCUUAUGAUCAAAAAGUUGCUGAGAUUGAGAGAUCGAUCAGAUGGAUGAGAGCUCAUUCGCGACGGGUAUGACAUAGACUUAGAUGCAUGAUACUACUUUGUACACCAACGUUUCCAUACUUUAAAAUGCAC